Notothenia coriiceps (black rockcod) is the source of this 1558-nucleotide messenger RNA. RefSeq names its product mitochondrial inner membrane protein OXA1L-like. The record is from RefSeq and is a predicted model, not a curated record. NCBI's taxonomy places the organism in Eukaryota, Metazoa, Chordata, Actinopteri, Perciformes, Nototheniidae. Gene Ontology annotation, molecular function: membrane insertase activity. Gene Ontology annotation, cellular component: mitochondrial inner membrane. Gene Ontology annotation, biological process: protein insertion into mitochondrial inner membrane from matrix. The transcript has 11 exons.
CGCGCCUGGAGAAUUGACUCCUCCGUCUUCCCGUAGCAGCUUUGCUUUUCCUCCAGCAUGGCUGCCAUCAGGAGCGGGGUGACUCCGGUUUGUUUAGCGAGAUGUUUUCUGAGACAGAGUGGAAAACCGAGCCGGGGCAGCCAUCCCCCUUCAGACAUAUGGAACCACUGGUUGCUCCAGAAGUCCCAUCUGCACACAGUGUUUGAGAGCUGCAGUCCUGCUGCCAGGACUCUGCUGGGCCGCAGACAGAACAGGAAGUUCCUCUGGGUGAACGCUGCGGCCGUCAGACACAACAGCUCACAGGAUGGAACCACAACGACUUCACUGUUGGACGCUUCUGAAGUCCUUCCUGUGCUGCGAACCUUCCCCGUCUCUCUGCCUGCUGACCCCACCUCCAUCAUCACACAACCAAUCACAGAACAGAUCCCUGUUUUGUCGCAGUCGUUCACUGAGCAGGUCGCUGAUGUCUCAUCAACGGCAGCGGAGGUCCUUCAGGCUGUGGUCACAGAACCCAGUUUAGCGGCGCUGGGUUUGGCCUCACGCACACCAGUGGGGAUGGUCCAGAGCCUGUUAGAGUACAUUCACAUUGACCUUGGAAUACCCUGGUGGGGGGCCAUUGUCGUAGGAACGGUGAUUGCCCGUGUGGCCGUGUUCCCGGUCAUCGUGAAGGGCCAGAGGGAGGCGGCCAAGCUGCACAAUGUAAUGGCCGUGUUUGGCAGACUGAAUAACCAGAUGAGCGAGGCGCAAAACAGUGGAAACAAAUUAGAAUUUGCCAAAGCCUACUUUCAGCUGAGCUUGUUCAAGAACAAGCAUAAUGUGAGUCCUCUCCGCGGAUUCAUUGUACCUUUGAUUCAGGCCCCAGUCUUCAUCUCCUUCUUCAUCGCGCUGAGGAAGAUGUCUGAACUGCCGGUGCCCAGCAUUCAGAGCGGAGGCCUGCUCUGGUUCCCCGACCUGACGGCAGCAGACCCUUUUUACAUCCUCCCUGUAGUCGUCACAGGCACCAUGUUCUUCAUCCUGGAGUUUGGUGCCGAGUCUGGUGUUGAAAACCCCCAACUGCGACACUUGAAGACUGUGUUCAGGAUCAUGCCUUUUGUCGUCCUCCCUUUCACGAUCAGCUUCCCCACAGCGGUGUUCACCUACUGGCUGACCUCCAACUGCUUCUCCCUGGGUCAAGUCGCCCUGCUCAGACACCCAUUGGUCAGAGAGAGGUUAAAGAUCCCGGCGAUGAUCCCACACCCAAUCCCAGCCAACAGCGACGGCUUAUUGGAAAGCAUCAGGAAAAGCUGGAAAAACGCUCAAAUGGCCCGAGAGCUGGCAGAGAAACAAAGAAGAGUUUAAAAUCAUCUGGACCUCGCUGCCUAAGGGCCACUGAGGCAGACUUUUACCCACAAUCCCCUGCAGCAACACCCAUGGCCGCAGCGUCAGAAAGACGGAAAAGCCUGCUGGCAAGGCAGAGCAGACUGAAAGUGAUUUAUGUAAAUAUUUAUGAAUGGAAGAGAGGACAGCGAAGGAGACAAUUGUAAUUAUGUUAUCAAUAAUUAUGUGUAUUAUAGUAAUU